ACCUUGCACACACGCACCAUCACACACCAUCACCCUCUCUCUUUCCUCCUCUUCAUUGGCAUAAUUGAGAUAGCGAGAAAGAUACAACAAAAAAUAAGAAUCACGAAUCAAGAAGAUGGGAAGAGCACCGUGUUGUGACAAGGCUAACGUGAAGAAAGGGCCCUGGUCUCCUGAAGAAGACGCAAAACUCAAAGAUUACAUCGAGAAUAGUGGCACAGGAGGCAACUGGAUCGCUUUGCCUCAGAAGAUUGGUCUAAAAAGAUGUGGGAAGAGUUGCAGACUAAGGUGGCUCAACUAUUUAAGACCAAACAUCAAACAUGGUGGCUUCUCUGAAGAAGAGGACAACAUCAUUUGUAACCUCUAUGUUACUAUUGGUAGCAGGUGGUCUAUAAUUGCUGCACAAUUGCCUGGAAGAACAGACAACGAUAUCAAGAACUAUUGGAACACGAGGCUGAAGAAGAAGCUUCUUAACAAACAAAGAAAAGAGUUCCAAGAAGCUCGAAUGAAGCAAGAGAUGGUGAUGAUGAAGCGACAACAACAAGGACAAGGCCAAAGUAAUGGUAGUACAGAUCUUUAUAUGAACAACAUGUUUGGAUCAUCACCAUGGCCGUUACUACAUCAGCUUCCUCCUCCUCCUGAUCAUUAUCAAGUACCUCUUGUGAUGAUGGAACCAACAAGCUCCAAUUACUACCAAAUGACACCGUCUUGCAACUUAGAACAAAAGCCGUUGAUCACACUCAAGAACAUAGUCAAGACUGAAGAAGAGAACCCCGAUCAUCAUCAUCUUGAAGAUUCUAUCACAAACCCUUUUGAUUUCUCCUUCUCUCAGCUUUUGUUAGAUCCUAAUUACUACGUGGAGUCAGGAGGAGGAGGAGGAGAAGGAGAGUUUGCUAUCAUGAGUAGCACCACGAACUCUCCAUUACCAAACAAAAGUGCUGAUCAUCAUCAGCAUCAACAACAAGAGAUUCUUCAAUGGUUUGGGAGUUGUGAUUUUCAGACAGAAGCAAUCCAUGAUGCGUUCUUGAACAACAACAACAUAGCGAAUCUUGAGACCAACGAGAACACAAAAUUCUAUGGAAACUCAUCAGUAGCCGGAGGAACGGCGACUACAUCAGCUGAUCAAAGCACAAUAAGUUGGGAGGACAUAACCUCUCUUGUUAACUCCGAUGAUGCAAACUACUUCAAUGGGCCAAAUCAUGUGUAAUUUUUUUUGUAAAAUUUUAUUUUUACUUAUAUAUAUAUAGAUGAGUUUUGUAUAAAUUUGUGUCAUAUGGAUUGAGAUUAAUAUUCAUGCAGACAUUUGUUUAUUUUAGUUUCACCUCAGCUUUAUUUACGACUGUUUUUUAUGAUUAAUGUUUUUAUAAAUGUAAA
Messenger RNA from Eruca vesicaria subsp. sativa (arugula), 1371 nucleotides. Lineage: Eukaryota; Viridiplantae; Streptophyta; Magnoliopsida; Brassicales; Brassicaceae. The record is from the annotation of a GenBank genome assembly.